This is a messenger RNA of Humulus lupulus (European hop), 1188 nucleotides long. RefSeq lists its product as uncharacterized. Bases 1 to 1188 code for a protein of 395 amino acids. The record is from RefSeq and is a predicted model, not a curated record. Lineage: Eukaryota; Viridiplantae; Streptophyta; Magnoliopsida; Rosales; Cannabaceae. The transcript has 2 exons.
AUGCAACAACAACAGAAUCCUAUGAGACAGCCUAAUACUCAGUCUGAUGUUCUUAAUCAAUUCAUGACUGAAACGCGGUCUUCUAUUAGAAAUUUGGAGAACCAGAUUGGGCAAUUGGCUACUCUUAUGGCCAACCGUGCUCAAGGUAACCUUCCUAGCACCACUGAAGUCAAUCCAAAAGAAGAGUGCCAGGCUAUUACAUUGAGAUGUGGGAAGAAAUAUGAAGAACCAAGUGUGGAGCAGUCAGAUGAAGACAAGGUUCAGGAUCAACAAGCACAGGGCACAGUGGAAAAGAAGCAAGGUGAAAACAAGGUUACUGAAUACCUACCAACCAAAGAAGCUACACCACAAGUGAGCAUAGAUCACCACAUCAAGAUUCCCUACCCACAAAGGCUCUGCAAGAACAACCUUGAUAAGCAAUUCUCAAAGUUCCUUGAAAUAUUCAAGAAACUACAUAUCAAUAUCCCAUUUGUGGAGGCCUUGGAGAAAAUGCCAAGGUAUGUUAAAUUCAUGAAGGAUAUUUUGGCCAAGAAAAGGAAGUUGGAGGAAUAUGAGACAGUGGCACUUACUAAGGAGUGCAGUGCAAUCUUGCAGAAGAAACUACAUCCCAAGCUUAAAGAUCCGGGUAGUUUCAAUACUCCAUGUUCUAUAGGGGGCUCAGUCGAAACAAAAGCUUUAUGUGAUUUAGGGGCAAGUGUGAAUCUAAUGCCUCUAUCUAUUUUUCGAAGGCUAAAAUUGGGAGAAGCUCGCCCUACAACGGUUUCCUUACAGAUGGCUGAUCGCUCCAUUAAACAUCCUCGUGGAGUGAUAGAGGAUGUCUUGGUGAAGGUGGGUAAAUUUAUUUUCCCCGCUGAUUUCAUAAUUCUUGACAUGGAGGAAGAUGCAAACAUUCCCAUUAUUUUGGGAAGACCAUUCUUAGCCACAGGACGAGCUUUAAUCGAUGUACAAAAAUGGGAGUUAAGAGUUGAUGUGGAGAAUGAUUGUCAAGAAUCAAUUGCUAAAAAGAAGAAGAAGACCAAAGAACGAUUUCGAACAGUUCGACGUCGUAUGAAAAGAUUAUUGUGUGGCAAGUUUGAAGGUUUCGAUGACAUUGGGGAUAAUUUCAAUAUUCUCAACAGUAGAAGGGAAUUUUCCUCAUAUGACACGAUGGCUCUCAAGGAUGCAAGGGGUGGACUUGACCCAAGUUGA